Messenger RNA from Monoraphidium neglectum, 642 nucleotides. Its product is annotated as phospholipase/carboxylesterase. The transcript is spliced from 3 exons. Bases 1 to 642 code for a protein of 213 amino acids. The record is from RefSeq and is a predicted model, not a curated record. Lineage: Eukaryota; Viridiplantae; Chlorophyta; Chlorophyceae; Sphaeropleales; Selenastraceae.
AUGCCCGCUCCCGGUGGACCACCUCCCAGGGAUGCGUAUCUGUUUGUCCCCCCCACCUACGCCCCCGGCAAGCCCUCCCCCCUGCUGGUCUUGCUGCAUGGCGCCGGCAAGGGCGCGGCCGACGCGCUGGCCACCCUGGGGCCGCAGGGCCUGGAGCUGCUGAAGAGCCGCGCCUGCCUGCUGCUGGUGCCUGAGAGCAGGGGCGCGACCUGGGACGUCAUCACAACGUCAAGCUUCAAACAGGACCUGCCCUUCAUCGCCAGCGCGCUGCAGCAGGUGCUCCGCAGCUACUCGGUAGAUACCCGCCGCCUCGGCCUCGAGGGCUUCUCUGACGGCGCCACAUACGCGCUGUCGAUCGGCCUGGGGGGCCCCGGGCUGUUCAGCCACGUCAUUGUGCUGUCGCCCGGCGGCUUUGUGCCGCCCGCGGGCCGGGUCAAGAGCGCCCCGGGCGUGUUCCUGGCCCACGGCACGCGGGACACCCUCUUCCCCAUAGACCAGACCAGCAGGCGCAUUGCGUCAGAGCUCGGGCAGCUGCUGCCCGGCAGGCCAGUGAAAUACGUCCAGUUCAGUGGCGGCCACGAGGUGGACCCAUCAGUGCAGCAGCAGGCGCUGGAGUGGUUCCUGGCGCCCUCCGCGCCCUGA